CUCAUGCUCUUUGCUAUGUUGCUGCCUGCCCAGCUUCUACUAUAGCUUACAUGACAAAAGCAAGGGGAUGGAGUGAGUGAAAUAAACCUACACUUCGUGUUUCUCACAGCCACUUUUUGGGGGGUAAUUUAGCAGGGAGAGGGGGGUUUGGAUCUCUGCGCGACAUUACAAGAAAACGCGCAUGUUUAGUAGUAGAAAGCAGCUGCCUGUCUCUUUUACGCAUAUCCUACUCCAGUGAAGGCAGCAGCAGUUCAGAUCAGAUUUCACAUUCAACCCCGACCAGCUGAGAGAGGGAGAGAGAGACAGCCAGAGAGCAGGAGGGCUCGUUUCUCCGCUUUCGUCUCCGAAACCCCCUUUUUUCCUGAGCGCCACUGACCGUUCCAGCGAGGAAAAACCCGGGUGUGCGGCGCAGUUAUCGGGAUUUUUUUAUUUUUAUUUUUUACCUCCCUCCCUCCUUUUUUUCUUUUAUGUAUUUUUGCAGGAUUUCAGCAGCGAGAGUACCACAGAGAAUUAGAUAAGAGGGGAGAAGAAGAAUAAGAAGAAGAAGAAGAGAUGGACGAGCAGCCGAGGUUGAUGCACUCUCACACGGGGGUAGGCAUGGCAGGGCACCCCGGCCUGCCGCAGCAUAUGCAAGAAGGCACCGGAGGAACGGACGGUGACGGAAGAAAGCAGGACAUUGGAGACAUUUUACAGCAAAUUAUGACCAUCACGGAUCAAAGUCUGGAUGAAGCCCAAGCCAGGAAACACGCUCUGAACUGUCACAGAAUGAAGCCAGCUCUUUUCAAUGUCUUGUGUGAAAUCAAAGAAAAAACAGUGCUGAGCAUUCGCGGCGCCCAGGAAGAGGAGCCCCCAGACCCCCAGCUCAUGCGACUGGACAACAUGCUUCUGGCAGAGGGCGUGUCCGGACCGGAGAAAGGCGGAGGUUCUGCGGCAGCGGCGGCUGCAGCGGCCGCCUCUGGAGGGGCAGGGGCCGACAACUCAGCAGAGCACUCUGACUACAGGGCCAAGCUGUCCCAGAUCAGACAGAUCUACCACACAGAGCUGGAGAAGUAUGAACAGGCGUGUAACGAGUUCACCACCCAUGUGAUGAACCUGUUGAGAGAGCAGUCACGCACGCGACCCAUUUCGCCCAAAGAGAUCGAGCGCAUGGUGAGCAUCAUCCACCGCAAGUUCAGCGCCAUCCAGAUGCAGCUCAAACAGAGCACCUGCGAGGCCGUGAUGAUCCUGCGCUCCCGCUUCCUCGAUGCCAGACGAAAAAGACGAAACUUCAACAAGCAGGCGACAGAGAUCCUGAAUGAAUAUUUCUACUCGCACCUCAGUAACCCCUACCCCAGCGAGGAGGCUAAAGAAGAGCUGGCAAAGAAGUGCGCCAUCACAGUGGCCCAGGUUUCCAACUGGUUCGGGAAUAAAAGAAUCAGAUACAAGAAAAACAUUGGUAAGUUCCAAGAAGAAGCCAACAUGUACGCUGCGAGAACUGCCGUGAAUGCGGCUAAUGCAUCCUCACAUGGAAGCCAAGCAAAUUCACCCUCAACUCCAAACUCUGCAGGUUCUGGUGGCUCUUUUAACAUGUCAAACUCGGGGGACUUGUUCAUGAGCGUGCAGUCUCUCAAUGGGGACUCGUACCAGGGGGCUCAGGUGGGAGCCAACGUGCAGUCGCAGGUGGAUACCCUUCGCCAUGUUAUCAGUCAGACAGGCGGAUACAGUGAAGGACUCACAGCCAACCAGAUGUACAGUCCGCAGGGCAUCAAUGCAAACGGCGGCUGGCAGGAUGCUCCAACCCCCUCAUCAGUGACAUCACCUACAGAAGGACCUGGAAGCGUUCACUCCGAUACCUCCAACUGAUCCUCCACCCACCUGCUUCCUCUUGAUUCCCACUUUCCUCGAUCCACCACAACUCUCCCUUCCAAAACUUAUACCCUGACCCCCUUUUUUUGGGACUGGAUGGGAAACGGCGCGGCACAGUCGGGGUCUGGAGAUGACGUUUUCACCAUUACGGAUAAAACUGUUCACUUUUCCUAUCUGGACCACCGCGGCACCAUUAGCAGCCUGCGUAGGGGACUCAUAUUCACACCACACAGUUUGUACAGUUUCCACUUGAUGUCCAUGUUGCCUCUUUGUAUUUCUCUUUACAGUAUAUAUUCACACAGUAGGCUCACAGCAGCGUAUUGGCCCACAUCUUGUAAAUUGAGAUGCUUUCACACUACCUCUAUUCGAAAUAAUAACAUAGCAAACAAAAUUUAAACGGCUUCGGUUUUACAAAGUUUCGUAUUUUUACAAAUUUAUCACACACCACAUCGAGCCCUAUCGUUACACGUCUGUUUUCAAUACCAGAUUACUUUUCUUUUUUUUACCUAUGGUGCCAAAGUUCAGCUCUGGAGGUGAAUUUUGAAAACAUUGUUGUCUCAUGUCCUUAAAUUUCUCAUGCCAUACAUUGUGACAUAUUAUUAUUAUUAUUAUUAUGUUAGUCCAUUUAUAUUAGUAAGCUGAUAUCCAAGUAUUCAGCCUCGGUUUGUAUUGUUUGUAUUCAGAACUUCUACAGCAGACACUGACAUUUAAGACCUUUUAUUGCUUUGUGCCAUAGUAGCUACGUUUCAGCUAACACGCGGUACAACAGUGCAGAGACUUUACAAUCUUAAAGCGAGAAAUUAAGGAAUUGAGCUCAAAGACGUAUAUAUUAAAGCACAAUAACAUCUACUGAUUAAAGUCAAAGGGGAGCAUUUGUAAAUGUGAAAAAAAAGAAAAACUGUUUAAAUCUAACAGUGAGACAAACGGAUCCAAAUACUGCUGGUAACCAAACAGUAAUUCAGUUUUUAAGGUAUCAGGUCAUCAGGAUUGAACACAUCGCAUGUCCUUUCUCAUUCAUGUAUGGAGUCACAUUUGUGCCAAAAGUCUGAGCACGAGAUGAAUCAUUUUGAGAACAGAAGAAUUUUGGUUUUGCUCAACUUAUUCUUUUCCAAUAAAUAAAUUGGAAAAGUCAAUAAAAAUGUGCAAAAUUUGAUAAAAAUAAAUAAUCGUUUCCUAUUAAAGUUUGUAAAACUGGAACAUGCUAAAAAAUGUAAUAGAUAUGUCUCUGCAAUAUUCUUUUUUUUUUUUCUGUUCAAAAUGUCUCACUGAAUCCUCAGGAUUUAGUCACAAAUCUAAUCGGCGUGUGUUCAUCUUGAUCUGCCUGACCUGUUUUGUAACCUCUGAUAACAUCAGAGAGAACGUCUGACGUUAGUAAUUAUUACGAAAGUAAUUAUAUUCUCACUUAUUCACUUUUUUCUUUGUUUAAAAUGACACUACACUCAUGAACAUGAUGCCAAUCUGAAAUGUGAAAUUAAAUUUGUGACCUUUGUCGUAUGUACAGUACAAUGUAUACAUGAUUACAAUAGUCCUCAUGAGCAUUUACAUACUUUGAUACCAAAAAAAGGCAGAAUUUUAUCCCCCUCAUUGGGAUCAGCUUUAUCGAGGGUUUUCUUUUUCCUGUUUUUGAAUGGUUUUAGUAUCUGCAGUGCUAGUGAGCAUCUCAUUAUGCUCCAGUACUCUGUAUCCAAAGCCAAAAAAAUGCACUUGGAAUACAGUAGUGUUUAUAUAAAUUCAAAUGAAAACAAAUACCCUGAUGGCACACAAAUCCAGAAGAUGUUUGGAUAUAUUUUUAUGUGUCUCCAUUUUGCAAAUAAGUCAUCUUUUUUGUUUCACUUGAUAUUCUUUUGACUGUUUUUCUUUUUAUGCUACCAUUAUGUGUGAAUUGCCCAAGAAUGCUCUAUAUACAGUAUGUAGAUAUGCGCCUUUACUCUUUUUUUGCAUCUUUGAAUUUGGACAGUAGCUAUUUUAACGCAGCCUCUUUGAGUUCCUGUUGGAUUUACGGUGAAAUCCUUCUUAUUCUUUUGUACUCAUGUCACAUGUUACAACCCUGCGUCCAAAAUGGCUACUGUCCCAUUAAAGGUGACGUGAAAAGUUAGCGUUAACAUUGCCCUCUCUUUGGCUUUUAUUUUAGCUGAACUGAACCCUGAGAGAAAAUUCAGUCCCGAGAUCCCAAACAGCCUGAAAACCACAGGUAUUUUUUUAACAGUAUUUAUUACACACGUAUGAAAUCAUGGAUGUCUCAGAGCUUGGGCGUUGAGAUCUACGACGGCGUGAUGGCAACAGACAAACUCAUUUGAAUGACUCAGAGCGGCUCCCCUCUCGACUCACCUGCUCAGUAUUACAGCCGAGGGGGCGAGCACCAUUGAAAUGAUGCACAGAACCUGCCUCAGUCGUGUCUUUGGAAGUCAUUGGAGUGAACUGACAGCGGCGGCCAUGCAAGGCAAACACGAGGAUUGUUUUUGCACCCCUCAAAAAAAGGCUUAACUCUACUUUUCACAUUGCCUGUCAAAUAUUAUCGAAGCUUCAUGUAAUGAUGCUUUUUAGUUUUUGAAUAUAAAAGGAAAAGAGACAUGAAAAGAAAGAUGACCAAUUUGUAAAACAUGAAAUGUUUUAUUUGUUGCAUGUCUUUUUGUUCUUCAAUAAAAUAACGUACUGCAGUGUUUUGAAUGUUAACUUCUUUUUUAUAAGGAUUUCAGAGUGAAAUCGUGGAGCCUUUUUCUUGACAGGUUUUAACUUUUAAGAUCUCUGCGUAUGUAAAAAGGUAUCAAAUGGAAAACUAUUGUCUUUUUAAUUCCGAUUCAAAACUUGUUUUCUGUGGAGAAAAAUAGCUGAAAGGUGUAGGUUUUAUGGUCUCUUAAUUUGUACUGGCAAUGCGUAUCCCAAAUAAAUAGUUUCUUUUGUUGCAUAAACGGAGGUUUUGUCAUUUUUCUGGUGAAGUUUUGUUUGCUCUUUGUGCUUUUCUCCACCACAAACUUGAGCGUGGUGUUUCCAGCAGACUUUUGUAACAGGGUCAGGGUCAGAAGUCACUGUAGGAUACAAGUUAACACAUUGUAGACUUGUCAGUCCAACACCUCUGGAUAGCAUUGCACGUCUCACUUCCAACUAGGCUGUGGCAUGGAGGCAUUUUAUCACCACUAACAUAGCACCGGAGCUUGGCCUGAGCUGCCGAGGGUGUGAAGGGGACAUUUUCACAGUUUUCACAGUGAGUGAAAGCUGUGUGCUCCCGGCAGACA
Molecule: messenger RNA, 5078 nt
Organism: Haplochromis burtoni (Burton's mouthbrooder)
Lineage: Eukaryota; Metazoa; Chordata; Actinopteri; Cichliformes; Cichlidae
Product: pre-B-cell leukemia transcription factor 1
Exons: 9
Coding region: 553-1842 (429 amino acids)
Biological process (GO): animal organ morphogenesis; brain development; eye development
Cellular component (GO): nucleus
Molecular function (GO): RNA polymerase II cis-regulatory region sequence-specific DNA binding; DNA-binding transcription factor activity, RNA polymerase II-specific
Source: RefSeq, a predicted model, not a curated record